Messenger RNA from Lachnellula hyalina, 789 nucleotides. It is a transcript of the gene mrpl4, whose product is annotated as 54S ribosomal protein, mitochondrial. Gene Ontology annotation, cellular component: mitochondrial large ribosomal subunit; mitochondrial ribosome. Lineage: Eukaryota; Fungi; Ascomycota; Leotiomycetes; Helotiales; Lachnaceae. Gene Ontology annotation, molecular function: structural constituent of ribosome. Gene Ontology annotation, biological process: mitochondrial translation. Bases 1 to 789 code for a protein of 262 amino acids. The record is from RefSeq and is a predicted model, not a curated record. The transcript is spliced from 2 exons.
AUGUCGGCAUCUACAACUAUACGGCCUAUAGCAAGGCGGCUGCUGAAGCCCAGCAGGAUAUCGCAAACGCCCCCGACCUUCCUCCUACCUUCAAUGCUCGUUCCAACUCAACAGAGCUCCCCUUUCUCCAGUACCACCAGCUCCCUCUACCCCCGAGACAACAACCCCCUACGAGGAGUCUCUACGCAAAGGCAUACCGGUCUACGCCAGCCAGUCUCAAUUUCCAAGGCACCACUCCCCAAACCCGUACUCGACCCGAAGAAACGCUCCCAAGCGCAAGUCGAUAAGGAUCAUGGACUAUGGGAGUUUUUCCACAGCAGAGACAAGCCUAUGAACACCCCAGAGGAGGAUAACGCGCAUGGGAGAUCGUGGGCUGUGGUUGAGCUAAGGAAUAAGAGUUGGGAGGAUCUACAUUCGCUGUGGUGGGUGUGUUGUAAGGAAAGAAAUAGGAUUGCCACGGAGUCUUAUGAGAGGCACAGGCUAGAGGCUGGAUAUGGUGAUUUUGAGAGUGAGGCGAGAGAUCGUGUUGUGAGAGUUACUAUGAGAGGGAUCAAGCAGGCCCUGACAGAGCGCUAUUAUUCUUGGAGAGAGGCAGAGAAAGUUGCACAGCAGGACCCGGAGGUCAACCUCUCGGGGGAUGGUCCAGCUUAUAUGCCAGUGGACUUCAUUGAGGAAGAGGAUGCUUUCACGGACGAGUCCGAGUACGAUCCAUCCCCAGAAACUGGAGCCGCACUCGACCUGCCUGAGCCAGAAGCGAAGCCAGAGGUGAAGAACCAGCCAAACGCUUAA